This is a messenger RNA of Alexandromys fortis (reed vole), 5670 nucleotides long. RefSeq names its product growth arrest specific 2 like 3 (gene Gas2l3). The coding region runs from base 291 to 2333 and encodes 680 amino acids. The transcript is spliced from 11 exons. The record is from RefSeq and is a predicted model, not a curated record. Gene Ontology annotation, cellular component: actin filament. Gene Ontology annotation, molecular function: microtubule binding; cytoskeletal adaptor activity; actin filament binding. Lineage: Eukaryota; Metazoa; Chordata; Mammalia; Rodentia; Cricetidae. Gene Ontology annotation, biological process: actin crosslink formation.
AUUGGCCCCUUCGAAAUAGGCGGCAGCGCUGGGCGGCGAACUGCGGCGGCGGCGGUUGGGAAUGCUCGCACGCACGCACAGAUUGAGCCGGAGGCGCCCCGCAGGGAGAAGUGACUGCGCUCCCGGGCUGGUGGAGAAUGCCCUGCGUAGAGUUGGCGCUGUGCGCGAGAGGUCUGUGAUGGAGCCCAGGGGAACAGAUUUCAAGACCAGAGCUUUGGCGCCAACUGCUGUUCCUCUUGUUUUUGACAAAUCAUCACAGAAAGAGUAACAGUUUCACGCAGUGGAGAUACAUGACCAUGCAGCCUGCAAUUCAGGUCUGGUUUGGGGAGGACCUACCUCUGAGUCCCAGGUGUCCCCUGACUCCCAGACAUGGACCAGGACUGGCUGAUGUUUGCCAGUAUGACGAGUGGGUAGCCGUGAGGCACGAAGCCAGUCUGCUGCCCAUGAAAGAAGAUCUCUCCAUUUGGCUGUCUGGCCUACUAGGUAUUGACAUUAAGGCCGAAAGGUUAUUGGAAGAACUUGACAAUGGAGUGCUGUUGUGUCAAUUAAUCAACGUUCUUCAAAAUAUGGUAAAAGCACGCCACUCCGAAGAACCAGGGAACUUUCCGAUGAGAAAAGUGCCUUGUAAGAAAGAUGCCGCGUCAGGAUCGUUCUUCGCCAGAGACAACACGGCAAACUUCCUCCACUGGUGCCGGCACGUCGGCGUUGACGAGACAUACCUCUUUGAGUCUGAGGGUCUGGUUUUACAUAAAGACCCCAGGCAGGUGUACCUUUGUCUUCUUGAGAUUGGUCGAAUUGUGUCAAGAUAUGGAGUUGAGCCACCAGUAUUAGUGAAACUUGAGAAAGAAAUUGAGUUGGAAGAGACCCUGCUUAAUGCCUCGGGCCUUGAGGAGCCCAUCAACACCCCCAAAUCCUGCCGUCAUCAUGAAGAGCUACACGAAGCUGUUAAACACAUUGCCGAGGACCCUCCUUGUAGCUGUUCUCAUCGAUUUUCUAUUGAAUACUUAUCUGAGGGGCGUUACCGGCUCGGGGAGAAAAUACUCUUCAUAAGGAUGCUUCACGGAAAACAUGUUAUGGUCCGUGUUGGUGGAGGCUGGGACACUCUGCAAGGAUUUUUGCUGAAAUACGACCCCUGUCGAAUACUGCAGUUUGCUACAUUAGAACAAAAAAUCUUAGCGUUUCAAAAAGGAGUCUCUAAUGAAAGUGUGCCAGAUUCUGCUGCCAGAACGCCUCAGCCUCCAGAAAUGAACCCUUUGUCAGCAGUUAACAUGUUUCAGAAACAGAAUUUAAAGCCUGGCACACCAGCGAGUGCUCCAAAGAGCAAGGAGAGGCAGGCGCGCCCACCAGGUGCGGUGCCUGCUGCUGCACCAACGAAAGGCGGUCUGGCUCCUCUGUCCACCCGCUCUAAACUUCCGGAUUCUCCAGCAUCGUUUUCCCACCCCAAGGUCACAUCUUCGAAAGGCAGAGCAAAAACCCCGCACACUGCUCCCCACGGUGUGUCUUCUCCGGCGACUUCUUCAAACUCAGGGAGUAACAGCUCUACACCAGCUUCCUCAAGCUCUGCUCCAUGUGCGCCUGCGUCGGUGAGAAAAUGUGUCACGUUCCCCAAGACUGCUACGACCGUGGCUGCCCCAGUCCAGAAUGCAGGAGAUCUCUCUAGGUCUAGACCUCUGCCGACUACGUCUUCUGGGAAGAUGAAACCAAAGCCUUUGAAACACAAUCAUCUUUCUUCCCGGGAGGAGUCACCUGUACCUUUAUCAUCAAAGUGUCCAAAGCUACCUAAGGGAACCAUGCACAGGGGGCCUAGCCCUUCGCCUUUCCAGUCCCCUGCAAGAGUGACAACGCCCGGUUCUAAAGCCAGAGCCGGAGGUCUGGGGACACAGUCUCAGCCGCCUGGAAGACCUCUGAAGUCCAGGGCAAUCUCAGCACCAAGACUUCAUCAUCCAGCUUCUUCAUGUUCGGUGUCCUCUGCAAAAGCUACCAAGGAACCAAAAGGUGAGAAUAUCGUUUCAGUUGCUAGAAAGCAACCACAGAGUAAGGGUACCUGCCAGAAGACAGGACCCGGCUCUCCUGGCCGAACCCCGCUGUCCAUUGUGAGUGUCCCCCAGUCCUCUGCCAAGACAGAAACUGGCUCAAAGUCAGCACAGACCGCCACGCAGGGCCAGUACUCAGCUAAAGGGCCUCCCAAAAGUGGCAUGCCACCCCCUUCCACCAGGAAGCCACCCUCAUCUGCUAAGGGAGCAGCCAGCGGAGAUAAAAAGCCUCCUGCCAAGAAAAAGGAAGACGAUGACCAUUAUUUUGUUAUGACCGGAAGUAAGAAACUCAGAAAAUAAACGCAUUGGUAUCACUUUAACAAACCAGGGUGGCCGCACAGAAUGGGAAUCAGCUCCGUCAGGAUCACAAAGGGUCUCCCUAUGUGCCUUUGUCGGGAUAGCUGCAGACAUGAGGUCAAGAUGGGGAUGAAGGCGGGAACAGAGCUGGGCCGAGGAGAGGACUCACAAGUGUUUUGUAUAUUAAUAGGCAAAUUAUGGGUUUUAAUCUGUACCAUCUUGUUAGCAUCUGCAGUUUGAGGGAAAUGUAAAAGUUGAACAACACUAAUAGAAUUGUAGCUGUCAUCCUUGUAUCUUUGAGUGGGUAGUAACCAUGGAGACUGUCUGCUACUAGCAACUAAUGCACUGAACACUAGUUACUGUGUUCAGUCAUACAGCAAUGGUUUGCUUGGCAUUAGCGUGUGCCUACAAUCCCAACUCUGAAGGCUGAGGCGGGACACCUGCCCGGGGUACAUAGUAAAACCCAGCAACGGUUUGACAUGUGCUGUAAAAGGCAUCGAAGUUGAUUUUCUUAUAGGAAUCCUAGCCCAACAAUCCUAAGUACCUAUGGCUGCUGCUGCUUGGUUUGAUAUUAUGGAUUAAGUGAAAUUCUUAUUAUUUAAUUCUGUAACCCUUCCAUAUCAGAAGGGACUUUUAAAAUUAAAAUUGGCCUUUUAUUAAUAUUAAUAGCAUUUUAUAAUCAAUAUUUUUGGUAAAAAAAAAAAAAGAAAAGAAAGAAAAAGAAAACCCGCUGGGUGAUUGUGGUGCACACCUUUAAUCCCAGCACUCGGGAGGCAGAGGCAGGUGGAUCUCAGUGAGUUCGAGGCCAGCCUGGUCUAUGUAGUAAGUUCCAGGACAGCCAGAGCGGCACAGAGAAACCCUGUCUUGAAGAAGAAGAAAAAAAAAAAAAAAAAACCCAAGUAAGUUAAUUUCUUGGAACAAAACCUGAGAUUUAGUAAAAAGUAAGAUUUUUUUUUAAAAUGUAACAACGUAUACACUUUGUAUCUAUUAUUUUUACAUGAAAUCUGCAGGGAAACAAAUUUAAUAUCUUUUAGCAUAUUAAACUAUUUUUAAAAACAAAUAGACAUUUCCUAUGUGUGCAGACAAGUAUUUUUACAUUAAAACAAUGUUUUGAUACCAGAAUUAAGUUUCAGUGAUCUUAGCACUAAAAUGAUAAGAGUUGGGGGAGGAGGCUCCACGGGUAAAAUACUCUUCGUGCCCGCGUGAGGACUGGAGUUCGGAUUCCCAGCACCGGCAUAGGAAUGGGUGGGCAGGAGGUUUGCCUGCAGUCCCUGCACGGAGGAGGAAGAGACGGGGUCUCCUGGGACAAGAGAGAUGCGAUGGCCCCACAGGCAGACCUAGCUUGUGACGCAGUAGAGUCUACAACCUCACACCAUCAUCUUUGUGUUGGGUGAUCAAGAGUAAAGAUAUCGUCCAGGAACCUGGCACAAGUUCUAGAAUUAACUUUAGGUUUAUUAUUUGGAAAAUAAAGUGUAUUAGUCUAUCCUUCAGCAGAAGGGAAUUUCUCCAGUUACAGUCACAGGAUCAGUUUCUGUCUGUGGAGCUUCUUUUCCCCAAACAUUCGUUUUAUGUGAAUAAGAAAUUAAAUUCCAUGGGACUAGAGAGAUGGCUCAGCAAUUAAGAACACUUGUUAUUCUUGCAGCGCAUCCAAGUUUGAUUUCUAGCACCCACACAGGGCCUCACAGUCAUCCAGACUCCAGACCUUCUGCUUCAGGGUAUCUAAUGUCUUCUGGCCUCCACAGGCACCAGGCAUGCAGAUAAAACAUAUAUGGGAUAAAUAACUAAAUCUAAAAAGCCUUUCCUUCCUCACAAGUUAAAAAAAAAUUAUUCAGAUAUAUUUUGAAAUUUUCUAAAGAGCUGAUGAAUCUCUGCCACAAUUUAAAAAAAAUUAUAUUGCAGUUGUAUUAAUUUCUUUUUAGUAAUAGUAUGACAUUACAUAAGGUCUUUUAUGUUUAAUAUUUGAUAAAGCAAAUAUUAAGCAUAAAGUGCUGAAGUACCUGGAAGAUAUAGUGUGUGGUCUCUGAAAAAUAGAUUGUUUUUCUCUUCUAUAAUUUAUGAAUGUGUCGUUAUAUAAAAUGAUUGUUUUUCCAUUGGCCCUCAAGGGAGGAAUUUGGAGAGCGAGCCUUCAGAAUGCUUGCAGUAAUUAAUGACCUUGGAGUAUCAUCCACAUUGUUUUGUUUUUCCAAGACAAUGUCUUCUUGUAUAGCCAUGCCUUGCCUGGCAUACUCUAUAUAGCCCAGUCUGGCCUUGGGCUCAAAGCAAUCCUCCUGCCUCAGCCUCCUGAGUACUGGGUUUGCAGAUUUGAGCCACCACACUCUGCCUGAGUUUGUAGUUCUUAAUGGAUAGAGGAAUAGUUUGAAGAAAAUAAUUUCUCCUGCAGCCAUUUUGUGUGUCUAAUUUAAAAUCUGUUACUUCCUCAAAAGGAGCUAAUAAAGGUUAUGACGUAUUCUUACACCCAAGCUUCAUACCAACUCUAUGUGAGUUCGGAUUUGUAUAUAUUCUGUUUUGUGUGUGUACGUGUUUGUGUGCCAGCAGUAUUUAUAUCCAAUUUAACUUAUUUUUAUCAAGUAUUAAAAUGUAAACAUAAACCCUAGUCUCCGUUUGUGGUUUUUUGUUUUGUUUUUUUAGUUGUAUUCUGAAUCCAUUUUGUUUAUUUGACCCAUGUUGGAAAUUGCAUAUAUAAAACUCGUAAACUGAGAAGAGGUUGAAAUCUUAGGUUACUUUAAAUGUUUUUAUUGCUUUGCUCCUAGAUGUUUGCUUCAAAGAGACCAGAUUCGUGGUUAAUCAUCUCUGCGAUAAUAGCAGUUGUCAGUUAUUACAGUCACAUUCUGUCGGUCACGUGAACACUGUGUCCACAGGAGGCUGUGAUUGCAGGUCCCCUCGCCCCGUAUCAGUUUCAUUCUUUGAUGCAACGUGAAUGUAUUUGACAUUUUUGUCUUUUUAUGUCUUUUCUUUUUUUUAAUGACCAAAGCAAUUGUAAAAAUCAGUUAAUCUAGUAUGUUUUUCUGUGCUGUUUCCAAGAAUGAAAUCCAAAAUCACAAACGAAGUUUUAUGUUUUCCUAGUUUUUUAUAAAUGUAAAAAGUUUAAACAAAUUCAUUUUAUGACAUUUUAGAAAACAUUGGGAACACUUAAGCCUUUCUGGGUGCGUCUGAAAAUACAAGUUUUAUUAAGUAGUUUUGCAGUAUCUAUACUGUUUUUGUAAAAAGCCACAGUCUUGAAGAAAUAAUACAAAGAGAGUGUAUUUCUGUCUUUUUACGUUUAGAUGGCAGCAGUUCAAGUAGUGGUUACAGGUUGCCUUACUACACACCUAUUAAUUCACCUCCGUGGCCUGUCUUUUAU